AUGGCUGCACCAAAGAUAAUCGUGCUGGGCAGCCUCAACGGCAACCUGGAACCCGCGUUCAAGAAGCUCGCCGCGCUGCACGCCAAGAACUCGUUCGCGCUCGCCCUCUUGACCGGCGACGUCUUCGGGCCCGAGACCGACGACGACGAGACCCGCUCCGCUGCCAUCGACGCGCUCCUCGCCGGCACCUUGACCGUCCCGCUGCCGACCUACUUCACCGUCGGCUCCCGCCCGCUUCCCGCCCGCGUCGUCGCCCGCAUCGAAGAGGCCGCCGCAGACGGAGGCGACGUCUGCCCCAACCUGCACUUUCUCGGGCGGCGCAGCGUGACCAAGACCUCCGACGGCCUGCGCAUCGUGAGCUUCGGUGGCGCGCUGAUGACGACCGCUGACGGGGCGGGAGGGAAAGAGCAGCACCUGCCGUUCCACACCGAAGAGGACGCGCGCAGCCUCAAGGGCGCGCACGGCGCGGAUGUCCUCCUCACGUCGACGUGGCCUGCGAGUAUAUGGGGCGGCGGGUCCAAGGUCGCGCUCGACGCGGCGCACCGGGAGCAUGUGGCCGCGAGCCGGUGCGUCGCGGAGCUGUGCGCCGCGCUGCGCCCGCGGUACCACCUGACCGCAUCCCCGGGGCCGUUCUUCUACGAGCGCGAGCCGUUCGUCCAGGCCGCCGACGCGGCCAACCCGGACGUCGUGUCCGUGACGCGCUUCAUCUCCAUGGCACCGUUCGGCAACGCGGCCAAGCAAAAGUCGCUGUACGCGUUCGCGCUUAACAAGUCCGACGACGUCGUGCCGGCCGGCGCCACAGCCUCGCCACUACUACCGCGUGACAGGAAGCGCCAGCGUGGCGGCGACGACAACGCCCCAUCCUCGUACAGCCGGUUCGGCCACCACCACCACCACGACGGCCACCACAAGCGCCGCCGGCAGGCGCAGCCCCCACCGGGCCCGGACCAGUGCUUCUUCUGCCUCUCCAACCCGCGCACCGCCACGCACAUGAUCUGCAGCAUCGGCGAGGACGCCUACGUCACCACCGCCAAGGGCCCCCUCCCGCCAUCCUCCUCCCCCGACAGUGCCCUCGGCUUUCCGGGCCACCUCAUCGUCAUCCCCCUCGCGCACACUCCCACCCUCUCCACCUCCUCCGAGGAAGCCGCCCGCACGCGCCGCGAGAUGACCCGCUUCCGCGAAUCCAUCCAAGCCUCCGUCUCCGCGCGCUCUCGCCGCUCCCUCGGCGUCGUCACGUGGGAGGUGAGCCGCGCGCGCAACGUGCACCUCAUCUGGCAGCUCGUCGCCGUGCCCGCCACUCUCAUCGCCGAGGGACUCGCCGAGGCGGCGCUGCGCGUCGAGGCCGACCGCGCCGGCUACCCCGCCUUCUCCAAGACGGAUCUGGCGGAGGAGGAGAGUGGUGAUUUUGUGAGGGUGUGGCUGUGGGGCGACGGCGAGGACGAGGUGCUUCGUGGGACGACGCUGGUGAUGAGGCUGGAGCCGGAGGCCCGCUUCGACUUGCAGUUUGUGCGCCGCGCGCUGGCGAAGCUGCUCGGGCUGGAGGAGCGUGCCGUCUGGCAGGAGUGUCAGCAGACGGAGGAGGAGGAGACCAAGGACGCCGAGGCGUUUCGGGACGGGUUCAAGGAGUGGGAUUUUACCUUGGAGUAG
Cordyceps fumosorosea ARSEF 2679 is the source of this 1647-nucleotide messenger RNA. RefSeq names its product CwfJ domain protein. Gene Ontology annotation, biological process: mRNA splicing, via spliceosome. The coding region runs from base 1 to 1647 and encodes 548 amino acids. Gene Ontology annotation, molecular function: RNA lariat debranching enzyme activator activity. The record is from RefSeq and is a predicted model, not a curated record. NCBI's taxonomy places the organism in Eukaryota, Fungi, Ascomycota, Sordariomycetes, Hypocreales, Cordycipitaceae. Gene Ontology annotation, cellular component: post-mRNA release spliceosomal complex. The transcript has 2 exons.